Drosophila subpulchrella is the source of this 834-nucleotide messenger RNA. RefSeq names its product protein G12. Bases 190 to 834 code for a protein of 214 amino acids. The record is from RefSeq and is a predicted model, not a curated record. The transcript is spliced from 2 exons. Lineage: Eukaryota; Metazoa; Arthropoda; Insecta; Diptera; Drosophilidae.
CAUGUUAUUAUUAUAAAGAUAGAUACUUUUUCCGCUGUGUAACAGUUUCUACGGUCUAAAUAGUUGAUGAGACGGGUGACAGUCUUCAAUUAACACCUGGCACACCCCCUCUGUAAAAGACAAAGACAAAUAUUGUACCCACAGCAGUAUAUAAGCAAUAUCUGCUCUUAAAAGUCUAAUAGUCGCAUAAUGGCUUUCUCCACCUCCGUGUCGGUUAUUUUUGGGAUCUCAGCGAUCUUUUGUUGGGUCUCAGUUUCUGGAGAUUUGCGAGCAGACCUCAAGGAUUUCGUAGCACUGGUUCCACGUCGAAGAAUUGGAUUUAUUGCCGCCAGAUACUAUAUCUUCGAUCCCAAGUUCCGUCAGGCAGUUGAGUUUGUGCGCAGUGAUGAGUUUACAACGACCUGGAAACAAAUUCGUGCCGCUCCCGAUUUUGUGGAUAUUAUUAACUAUGUCACCGAAUACGGUUCGGGCUAUGAUAUUACUACUCUUGUGGAUAGUUUACCUACUCGGUUGCAAGCUUAUCAACUGUCGCGCACUGUACCUGUGGAAUUAAUGCUGCGGCGUGAUUUGACUACCUUCCUUCGGGAUGUUAUUCAAAGUUUGCCCAGGACCAGAAUCUAUUCGUUAAUGUCACAGAAAAUGCGACAGAGUAGCGAAUUCGCCAGACUCUACAAGGCCCUGAGGAAUAAAGAGUUUAAGGAGCUAGUGCAGCGUGCCAGGCGUUCCGAACAACUGAAAGCCCCAAUACGAAAAUUGAAUCAAAAAAGUAUCAACGUCGACGAACUUCUCCAAAUCCUCUUUGAGGUAAUCAGUUGGGGUCCUCAGAUCUCUUAG